Molecule: messenger RNA, 3201 nt
Organism: Hippoglossus stenolepis (Pacific halibut)
Lineage: Eukaryota; Metazoa; Chordata; Actinopteri; Pleuronectiformes; Pleuronectidae
Gene: ints4
Product: integrator complex subunit 4
Exons: 24
Coding region: 256-3195 (979 amino acids)
Biological process (GO): snRNA processing
Cellular component (GO): integrator complex
Source: RefSeq, a predicted model, not a curated record
UUUAGAGGGGCGGCUCCAGAAGGUCGCUGGUUCGAUCCCAGUCUCUCAAACACUCUGAGUGGUGAUGCAGACCAUUGAACAUCUGUAUAAAUACACACAUUUACGGUUUUGGAGGAAAGUUGCCCAGAGCAGCGGGAUUUACAGAUCGCGUGUCACCGCCGCUACGGAAGCCGAUUGGGACAGUUUGACGUGGCUGCCGGAGACGAGCUAAGCUAAGCUAAGCUAAGCUAAGCUAACCACCUCCUCCUCGUGAACAUGGCAGCUCACCUGAAGAAGCGAGUGUACGAAGAGUUUUCUAAAGUCGUGCAGAUUCCCCAAGAAGAAGCUCCGGCCAAGAAGUUGCGUCUGUCCAAACCCAGUAAAUCUGCGGCGCUGCACAUUGACCUCUGUAAGGCCACGAACUCCACCGACGCCCUGCAGUACCUGCUGCAGUUUGCACGCAAGCCCGUGGAGGUGGAGAGCGUGGAGGGUGUGGUCAGGAUCCUGUUGGAGCACUACUAUAAGGAGACAGAUAAUUCGGUGAGGUUGAAGAUCGCCUCUCUGCUGAGUCUGCUCUCCAAAACACAGGGUUUCAUCCCCGACUGCAUCGUCGACGACGCCAUCAACACACUCACCAACGAGAAGUCUCAUCAGGUCCUCGCUCAGCUGCUGGACACUCUGCUGGUCAUAGGUACACAACUACCUGAGAGUCCUACAGUCAGACAGAGGCUCAUUGAGGUGGCCUGCAAGCACCUGUCUGAUACGUAUUUCGGAGUGAGGAACAAGUGUCUGCAGCUCCUCGGGUGUCUCGGCAUGGUCGACACACCUCUGAGCAAAGACAGCGAGGGACCAAGCACAUCGAUAGCUCCAGGAGGAGUGAGGGACGUCCAGAGUAUCAUUAGCGACUACUUUGGAGACCAGGAGCCCAGGGUCCGCACCGCAGCCCUUAAAGCCAUGCUGCAGCUGCACGAGAGAGGGAUGAAGAUUCAUCAGAUCAUUUAUGAACAGGCCUGCAGGUUGCUGUCAGACGACUAUGAGCAGGUUCGCUCUGCAGCAGUGCAGAUGGUUUGGGUGCUCAGCCACCUGUACCCAGAGAGCAUCGUGCCCAUCCCAUCCUCCAAUGAAGAGAUCCGACUGGUUGACGACGCCUUUGGGAAGAUCAGUCACAUGGUCAGUGAUGGUUCCUGGAUGGUUCGUGUGCAGGCAGCCAAAACACUGGGUUCGAUGACGCAGGUCAGUCCUCAAUUUCUAGAGCAAACUUUGGAUAAGAAGCUGAUGUCAGAUCUCAGGAGGAAGCGCACGGCUCAUGAGCGAGCCAAGGAACUUUUUGCUUCCGGAGAAUUCUCCUCUGGCAGGAAGUGGGCGGACGAUGCCCCCAAGGAGAGGCUGGACAGCAACACUGUCGCCCUCAUCGCCUCAGGAGCCUGCGGCGCCUUCGUUCACGGCCUGGAGGACGAGAUGUUCGAGGUCCGUAUAGCGGCGGUGGAUGCGUUGUGCCAGCUGGCUCGGUCGUCUGCCAGCUUCGCCGAAAAGUGUCUGGACUUCCUGGUCGACAUGUUCAACGAUGAGAUCGAGGAAGUGAGGCUGCAGUCCAUCCACGUGCUGAGACAAAUAUCUACUCAUAUAACACUCAGAGAGGACCAGCUUGACACUGUGCUGGCUGUGUUGGAGGACAAGUCUCGUGACAUCAGAGAAGCUCUCCAUGAAUUACUGUGUUUCACCAACGUCUCCACUAAAGAGUGUAUCCAGCUGGCUCUGCUGGAGCUGCUGAAGAACCUCAACAAGUAUCCCACCGACCGCAACUCUGUCUGGAAGUGUCUGAAGUUCAUGGGUUCCCGUCACCCAACCCUGGUGCUGCCGCUGGUCUCUGAGCUGCUCAGCACGCACCCGUACUUCGACACACCCGAGCCUGACAUGGACGACCCGGCCUACAUCGCUGUGCUGGUGCUGGUGUUUAACGCUGCCAAAUCGUGUCCCACCAUGCCGGCGCUGUUCUCUGAUCACACCUUCAGACACUACGCCUACCUGAGGGACAGUCUGUCUCACCUCGUACCGCCACUCAGAUUGCCGGGCAGGAAGCAGAUCUACGGUCUGGACUCGGUGGACUCGGGUUGUGGUUCUGGUUCUGUGGAAUCAGCUCAUCUCUUCCUGGUACAGAGUCUGAACCGGGUCAGCACCAUCCAGAACCUGGAAGCACCGGGAGCUCAGGACCUGCUGGACUUCACUAUACGAGACUUGCAGCGUCUGGGGGAACUACAGACCGAACUCGUGGGAGCUGCUGAUUUCUGUGCUACGUACCUGCGCUGCCAGCUGCUGCUCAUGAAGGCUCUGCAGGACAAGCUGUGGAACAUGGCCGUCCCGCUGUGCCUCAAACAGAACGUCACGGCCACAGCAGCCGCUCAACAGAUCUUAGAGGAAACCUACAAGCUGGAGUUUCUGUACAGUGGUUUGGAAAACAGACAAGUGGCCACUAUUCAUCAUGUCCGCCUGCAGGCCAAAGCUCUGCAGCUCGUCCUGACGGCUCGCACCAGGCAGGGGUUGGAUCCUCUGAUCAGCAGCUGUGAGAAGUUUCUGCUGGACGUCGAGUCUUUUCAGAGGCUGUUCCUGACAGAGCUGCCCCACCUCCAGGACAGUUUUGCGGAUAAACUCCUGGAGCUGAUGCCGCGGCUGUCGUCCUGUAAACCUGCAGAGCUGGUGAAAAUCCUGCAGACGACCCUCAGACAGAGCGGCCUGCUGCAGCUCAAACUGCCCGAACAGAUUCAUCGGGCGACAGCCACCAUCAUAGAGCCGACGGGGGAGUCUGACAAUCCGCUGAGGUUCACAUCAGGCCUGGUGGUGGCGCUAGACAUCGACGCGACGCUAGAACACGUCCAGGAUCCUCAGAACAGCGUGAAAGUACAGGUUCUGUAUCCAGACGGUCAGAGUCACGUGAUCCAUCCCAAACCUGGAGACUUCAGAAAACCUGGACCUGACCGACACAGACUCAUCACACAGGUCUACCUCUCGCACACAGCCUGGACAGAGCCGUCUCAGAUCGAGGUGCGCCUCCUGCUGGCCUACAGCUCCUCUUGCACCUCCUUCUCCUCCUCAGCUGCCAAGCAGGGGUGGAGCGACAGCAUCGACGGCCUCCCACCACCAGAGGCCGCCGUCGAGGGAACGAUUCAGUUCAGCAAGCCGGUCAAAGUGUUCAUCAUGCCCAAACCCACCCGCCGCUAACCAGAC